Racocetra persica is the source of this 347-nucleotide messenger RNA. Lineage: Eukaryota; Fungi; Glomeromycota; Glomeromycetes; Diversisporales; Gigasporaceae. The record is from the annotation of a GenBank genome assembly.
CUGUUUCUGCCCGAUACGAAAAAGAAGAGCAAAAUCGUCCCCCUUGUGACGUUUUUAAAGACCCUAUUUAUCUAACCUUGAACUUACCACCCGAAAGUCAAUGGAAGAAUAUUUUAAAACUUAUUCAGAAAGAACCCCAGAAUGCUAAAAAGCACAUUCAUCAAGCCUUACAAGCUGUCGAAGGAGUUAAAAUAGAGGGGGUCAGUUUGGAAAAUUUAACCUGUAAGGAGCGUUUUUUAGACCGAGAUCUGACUGAUUAUGAUUUGCAAUCGGUUAUUAACGAGCUUAACGAAUUUGCUGCCAAAGGCGGAAAAAGCGGUGGGGAGUUUUAUACACCUCUUUGUGUG